Messenger RNA from Dujonia railenensis, 714 nucleotides. NCBI's taxonomy places the organism in Eukaryota, Fungi, Ascomycota, Pichiomycetes, Serinales, Debaryomycetaceae. The record is from the annotation of a GenBank genome assembly.
AUGGUUAACGUUCUCAUUGCAAUUACUUCAUACAACGAAGCUUUCUACCCUGAUGGCGCAAAGACCGGUCUUUUCUUAACCGAGGCAUUGCACCCAUUCGAAGCGUUCAGAGCUGUUGGUUACGAAGUCGUAUUUGCCUCCGAAACAGGUGAGUGGGGAUUUGAUGAGCAUUCACUCGUUGAACCAUUCUUAACUGGAGACGACUGGACGGUUUACAAUGAUAAACACUCUGAAUUUAUGCAAAGCUUAAAGAAUGUGAAGAAGGCUUCAGAUUUAGAUUCUAAGGAAUUUGAUAUCUUCUUUGCUGCUGGUGGUCACGGCACAGUAUUCGAUUACCCAAAAGCUAAGAACUUACAAAGUCUUGCUGCAGAUAUUUAUGCUAAUGGUGGGCUUGUCUCUGCCGUAUGUCACGGUCCAGCUAUCUUCGAUGGGUUACUCGAUAAGUCCACCGGUAAGCCAUUGAUCCAAGGUAAGAGGGUUACAGGAUUCACAGAUGAAGGUGAGACCGCGUUAGGUCUCGACUCCGUCAUGGCUGCAAAAGGUGUUAAAACUAUAAAGGCUGUUGCAGAUGAAUCUGGUGCCACCUACGUUGCCCCAGCUGGUCCAUGGGAUGAUUUUACCGUUAACGAUCAAAGAGUGAUUACCGGUGUCAACCCACAAUCCGCUGCAUCUGUUGGAACAUUAGUUAUUAAGACCUUUGCCAACAACUUGUAA